UCCGCAGCCAGCCGAGGGGGCGGGCCCUGCAGCCUUUGUUGCCCGCGGACCGAGCACAGCCGCCUGCCGGGCCGGAGUCCGGGCCGGGACGCUGGGAGUUGCACGCGGGCCGGGCAUGUCCUGAGCCGGACCCGGGACGGGGCAGCGAGCGGACGGGACGGACGAGAGCGUGCACGCGGGGUCGCCCGGCGGCCGCCUGGCUCCGGCCAUGCCCGGCGGCCCGAGUCCCCGCAGCCCCGCACAGCUGCUGCGCCCCCUCCUCCUGCUCCUCUGCGUUCCGGCGCCCAGCGCCCUCGGAUCCGCACCAGGGCUCGCCGCCGACGGCCGGGCGGCGCUGGACAUCGUGCACCCGGUGCGCGUGGACGCGGGGGGCUCGUUCCUGUCCUACGAGCUGUGGCCGCGCGCGCUGCGCAAGCGGGACGUGUCGGCGCGCCGCGCGGCGCCCGCCUUCUACGAGCUGCAGUACCGCGGGCGUGAGCUGCGCUUCAACCUGACCGCCAACCCGCACCUGCUGGCGCCUGGCUUCGUGAGCGAGACGCGGCGGCGCGGCGGCCUGGGCCGCGCGCACAUCCGGGCCCGCGCCCCCGCCUGCCACCUGCUGGGCGAGGUGCAGGACCCCGAGCUGGAGGGCGGCCUGGCGGCCGUCAGCGCCUGCGACGGCCUGAAAGGUGUGUUCCAGCUCUCCAACGAGGACUACUUCAUUGAGCCACUGGACGGCGUCCCAGCCCAGCCCGGCCGCGCCCAGCCCCACGUGAUAUACAAGCGCCAAGCCCCUGAGAGGCAAACAGAGCCGGGUGACUCCAGGGCUACAGGCACCUGUGGGGUGCAAGAGUCCCCGGAGCUGGAGCCCCGACGGGAGCGUUGGGAGCAGCGGCAGCAGUGGCGGCGGCAGCGGCCAAGGCGUCUACACCAGCGCUCAGUCAGCAAAGAGAAGUGGGUGGAGACCCUGGUGGUAGCUGAUGCCAAAAUGGUGGAGUACCAUGGGCAGCCGCAUGUCGAGAGCUACGUGCUGACCAUCAUGAACAUGGUGGCUGGCCUUUUUCAUGACCCCAGCAUCGGGAACCCCAUCCACAUCACCAUCGUGCGCCUGGUCCUGCUGGAAGAUGAGGAGGAGGACCUAAAGAUCACACACCACGCAGACAACACCCUGAGGAGCUUCUGCAAGUGGCAGAAAAGCAUCAACAUGAAGGGGGACGCCCACCCGCUGCACCACGACACCGCCAUCCUGCUCACCAGGAAGGACCUGUGUGCAGCCAUGAACCAGCCCUGCGAGACCCUGGGCCUGUCCCACGUGGCAGGCAUGUGCCAGCCGCACCGCAGCUGCAGCAUCAGCGAGGACACAGGCCUGCCCCUGGCCUUCACCGUGGCCCAUGAGCUCGGGCACAGUUUUGGCAUUCAGCAUGACGGAAGCGGCAAUGACUGUGAGCCUGUUGGGAAACGGCCUUUCAUCAUGUCUCCACAGCUCCUGUACGACGCCGCCCCCCUCACCUGGUCCCGCUGCAGCCGCGAGUACAUCACCAGGUUCCUCGACCGUGGGUGGGGCCUGUGCCUAGAUGACGCUCCUGCCAAGGAUGUCAUUGACUUCCCCUCGGUGCCGCCCGGCGUCCUCUAUGACGUGAGCCACCAGUGCCGCCUCCAGUACGGGGCCUACUCUGCCUUCUGCGACGACAUGGAUAAUGUCUGCCACACACUCUGGUGCUCCGUGGGGACCACCUGUCACUCCAAGCUGGAUGCAGCCGUGGAUGGUACCAGGUGUGGGGAGAGCAAGUGGUGUCUGAAUGGGGAGUGCGUUCCUGUGGGCUUCCAGCCCGAGGCUGUGGAUGGUGGCUGGUCCGGCUGGAGCGCCUGGUCUGUCUGCUCGAGGAGCUGUGGUGUGGGCGUGCAGAACGCUGAGCGGCAGUGCACGCAGCCUGCGCCCAAAUACAAGGGCAAAUACUGCGUGGGCGAGCGGAAGCGCUUCCGCCUCUGCAACCUGCACGCCUGCCCCGCCGGCCGCCCCUCCUUCCGCCACGUCCAGUGCAGCCACUUUGACGCCAUGCUCUACAAGGGUCAGCUGCACACAUGGGUGCCUGUGGUCAAUGAUGUGAACCCCUGUGAGCUGCACUGCCGGCCCUCCAACGAGUACUUUGCCGAGAAGCUGCGGGACGCAGUGGUGGAUGGCACCCCCUGCUACCAGGGCCAGGCCAGCCGUGACCUCUGCAUCAACGGCAUCUGCAAGAACGUGGGCUGCGACUUCGAGAUUGACUCUGGUGCCGUUGAGGACCGCUGUGGCGUGUGCCACGGCAACGGCUCUACCUGCCACACCGUGAGCGGGACCUUCGAGGAGGCUGAGGGCCUGGGGUAUGUGGAUGUGGGGCUGAUCCCCGCCGGCGCUCGCGAGAUCCGCAUUGAGGAGGUGGCCGAGGCCGCCAACUUCCUGGCCCUGCGGAGCGAGGACCCGGAGAAGUACUUCCUCAACGGUGGCUGGACCAUCCAGUGGAACGGGGACUACCAGGUGGCGGGCACCACCUUCACAUACGCACGCACGGGCAACUGGGAGAACCUCACGUCCCCGGGUCCCACCGACGAGCCCGUGUGGAUCCAGCUGCUGUUCCAGGAGAGCAACCCCGGGGUGCGCUACGAGUAUACCAUCCACAGGGAGGCGGAUGGCCACAGCCCGGUCCAGCUGCCUGAGUUCUCCUGGCACUAUGGGCCCUGGACCAAGUGCACGGUCACCUGUGGCACAGGCAUGCAGAGGCAGAGCGUGUACUGCACAGAGAAGCAGGCGGGGCCUGUGGACGAGAGACACUGUGACCCCCUGGGCCGGCCCGAUGACCGCCACAGGAAGUGCAGCGAGGAGCCAUGCCCCGCCCGGUGGUGGGCAGGUGAGUGGCAGCGGUGCUCCAGCUCCUGUGGGCCCCGGGGCCUCUCCCGCCGGGCCGUGCUCUGCAUCCGCAGCGUGGGGCUGGAUGAGCAGAGUGCCCUGGAGCCACUCGCCUGUGAACACCUUCCCCAGCCCCCUGCUGAAACCCCUUGCAACCGGGAUGUGCCCUGUCCUGCUACCUGGGGCGUGGGCAACUGGUCUCAGUGCUCGGUGACGUGUGGGGAAGGCACUCAGCACCGAAGUGUCCUCUGCACCAAUGACACCGGUGUCCCCUGUGAUGAGGCCCAGCGGCCAGCAAGUGAGACCACCUGCCCUCUGCCGCCUUGCCUGCGGGCCUUGGACACGCUGGGCCCUGAAGGCUCAGGCAGCGGCUCCUCCAGCCAAGAGCUCUUCAAUGAGGUCGACUUCAUCCCCCACCGCCUGACCCCACGCCCUCCACCUCCCUCGUCACCCGAGCCUGCCAGCAUGGGCAAUGCCAUCGAAGAGGACUCUGAGCUUGGCCUGCCGGGGCCAGUGUUUGUAGACGACUUCUACUAUGACUACAAUUUCAUUAACUUCCACGAGGACUUGUCCUAUGAGCCCUUGGAGGAGCCUGACCCAGAUGUGGUUGGCACAGGGGAUUGGACGCCCCCACCCCCAAGCAGUCCCUCUGAGCCCCCUACGGGUACCCCCGUGCCUGCCAUAGAGCCUCCUGGGGCUGAGGAGGAGGAGGCACUGGGAGAUUGGUCCCCUACCCCUUGGCCCACCCAGGCUGACUACUCCCCACCCCCACACCCGGAGCAGACCCCUGGGAACCCCUUGGUCAAUUUCUUGUCCGAGGAAGAUGCCCCCAUGGGGGCCCCAGACCUUGGGCUCCCCAGGUUGCCCUGGCCCCCCACUUCAGUCAGCACGGAGAUACCUGCUGCCCCUGGGAGCCAAAACAAGUUCCUGGGACGGGAGGAGAGCCAGAGCCAGCCACCCCCUCCACGGUGGGAGAGGACCAAUGAGGUUUCUGAGGAUGAUGAGGAAGCCUUAGGCCGCAGAGUGCCCCACCUGCCCCAGAGACCCAGCCCCACGUGGCUCCCUUGGUCCUCCGUCAGCACUACCCACUCCUCUCCGAGUUCUGACACGGUAGAGCUGUGGACAAGUGGGGCCAUGGCCUGGGAACCAGCUCUGGAGAGUGGCCUGGGGCCUGUGGACAGUGAGCUGUGGCCCACUGUGGGGGGAGCUUCUCUCCCUCCUCCUCCCACAGCUGCUCUGCCAGAGACCCAGGGCAGGGACAACCCCUUGGAGCCGGGGACUCCUACCCUUUCAACACCAGGCCUGGCCCCACGGGACCUGCAGACCCUGGCAGUGCCAGGGACCUUCCUUCUGACAGCCCCGACUGGCCCGGGGCACACACCCUGGGUAACUGCCAUGAGCCCAGGACCCUUGGGCCAGCCUGAGUCCCCCAGCCCUGAGGUGCCCCCAAGCUCUGUGCUCCUGUCCACACCAGCUCAGGACACCCCGGCCAACAGCAUCAGAGUCCCUGAGGCCCAGCCCCUGGACCCCAGGCUGGCCGAGGAGGGGCCCCCCCUGGACCUGCCGUCUGCCAGGAAUGCCAGCUGGGAAGUGGGGAACUGGAGCCAGUGCUCCACCACCUGCGGCCUGGGCGCCGUCUGGAGGCCCGUGCGCUGCAGCUCCGGCCGGGAGGAGGACUGCGCCCCCGCUGGCCGGCCCCAGCCCGCCCGCCGCUGCCACCUGCGGCCCUGUGCCGCCUGGCACUCAGGCAACUGGAGUAAGUGCUCCCGCAGCUGCGGCGGAGGUUCCUCUGUGCGGGACGUGCAGUGUGUGGACACACGGGACCUCCGGCCACUGCGGCCCUUCCACUGCCAGCCGGGGCCUGCCAAGCCCCCUGCCCGCCGGCCCUGCGGGGCCCAGCCCUGCCUCAGCUGGUACACCUCUUCCUGGAGGGAGUGCUCCGAGGCCUGUGGCGGCGGCGAACAGCAGCGUCUGGUGACCUGCCCGGAGCCGGGCCUCUGCGAGGAGGCCCUGAGACCCAACACCACGCGGCCCUGCAACACCCACCCCUGUACACAGUGGGUGGUGGGGCCCUGGGGCCAGUGCUCAGCACCCUGCGGUGGUGGCGUCCAGCGGCGCCUGGUCAAGUGUGUCAACACCCAGACGGGGCUGACCGAGGAAGACAGCGACCAGUGUGGCCACGAGGCCUGGCCUGAGAGCUCCCGGCCGUGCGGUGCCCAGGACUGUGAGCCCGAGGAGCCUCCACGCUGCGAGCGGGAUCGCCUGUCCUUUGGUUUCUGCGAGACGCUGCGCCUGCUGGGCCGCUGCCAGCUGCCCACCGUGCGCACGCAGUGCUGCCGCUCCUGUCCCCCGCCCGGCCGCGGUGCCUCCUCCCGUGGCCAUCAGCGGGUCGCCCGCCGCUGACCCGCGCCCCGGCCCAGGGCCGGGCAGGGACGCACAGACCGACCGACCGACGCACGGACCUCAGCGCCUCACCACGGGCUGCGGCGGAGCCCCGCCCCUCGCGCCCUCCUGGUGCUAGCCCCGCCCCCUGCCAGCGGCAGGCUGGGGACCCCACUCCCUCGAAAAGGUAUUUUUUUAACAGU
Molecule: messenger RNA, 5448 nt
Organism: Ceratotherium simum simum (southern white rhinoceros)
Lineage: Eukaryota; Metazoa; Chordata; Mammalia; Perissodactyla; Rhinocerotidae
Gene: ADAMTS7
Product: ADAM metallopeptidase with thrombospondin type 1 motif 7
Biological process (GO): proteolysis; extracellular matrix organization
Cellular component (GO): extracellular matrix
Molecular function (GO): metalloendopeptidase activity
Source: RefSeq, a predicted model, not a curated record